Messenger RNA from Diversispora eburnea, 342 nucleotides. The record is from the annotation of a GenBank genome assembly. NCBI's taxonomy places the organism in Eukaryota, Fungi, Glomeromycota, Glomeromycetes, Diversisporales, Diversisporaceae.
AUGAUAAAUAAAUAUGAUUUUAAAAAAUUACAAAAAGAAAACGAACAAUUAAAAUCACACAUUGAAAAGUUAGUUAACGAAACUUCGACAUUAAAAUCAUAUGUACGAAAAUUAUCUGAAGAAAAAGGAGAGAAUAUUAAUUUUGAAAAUGAAAAUGUUAUAAACGAUGACGAUAAACCUUACGAAUAUUGGACAGAUGUAGAAACUUUACAACAGCAAUUAUAUGACCUUUUUAAUGACGAUAAUCAAAAAGAUCAAAGUAAAAGUCCGGAAGAAAUUAAAACACAAAAGAAAUAUAAGAGAUAUGGAUUUUUAGGUGUUAAUAUACGACAAGAUAUUUGA